Molecule: messenger RNA, 1242 nt
Organism: Effrenium voratum
Lineage: Eukaryota; Dinophyceae; Suessiales; Symbiodiniaceae
Source: the annotation of a GenBank genome assembly
AUGCCCAAGCCGGGCGAAACCAAAGUCACGGCGCAGACCGGCACCCCUUCCGGAACGCCGGGCACGCCGGGAACGCCGGGAGCAAAUGGCCUCAUCCUAGCGCAGGUGCAGGCCUGCCAGCGGAGGGUUGCGGAGCUGCGGGGCAGCCUCGCGCUCCUAGCUGAGCGUUGUGGCAGCCUGGAAGAAGUGCACGAGGGCGCCAAGGAGAAGCUCCGAGCUUUUGGCUCCUCAAAAACCACAGCGAACAGCCCAGAGCAGCUGAAGAAGCAAUCUGCGGCCAGGGUGCGUGGCCUGCAGGGCCGGCACAGUGAGUUAAUGAUUUCCUUGCAGCAGGUUCUCGCCGGCGCGGAUACUUGGGACACACUCAAGCAACAUGCAGAGGUUAAGCUUCCAAGCGAUGCUGUCAAAGAAUCUGAUGGACCAUUCCAGCCCGUUGUGGAGACUGGGAGCCAGCCCGACAACUCCGCGGUGAAGGUGAUGCAAAUGGAUGGGCCUGCGGCGAAGCUGAGCUCUAGGCUCCGCUUUCACGACAUCCAGGCCAAGUCUGCACCUGGGAAGGAGGGCUUCAAAGGUCGACCAUACCCUCGCUGCUUUCCAGGUGCGGAGCCUUGCAACACAAUGCCCAAAGCGGCACCGCAGGACGCCGAUCUGCCAAAGCACAGGGAUCGCGUGGAAGAGAUUCGACGAAGAGCAGCUGAGAUCGAGAGCAGGCGUCACCAGCCUUCAGUUGCACCACCUGCAACACCUGCAACACCUCCAGUGUGGCAAGCUGAUUCAUCGCGUUCUCCCAUCAGUGAUGUGUGGGCAAGGUUCCACCCCUCACGAGGUGGGGGGCCAUUACCAUGGGCCGUAGAUGUCGCGCACCAGAGCCAACCUCUAGAAAGCCAAGAGCCAUUGGCAGAGCCGUUGGCGGAGCCGCUGGCGGAGCCGCUGGCGGAGCCUUUGACGGGGCGCAAUGAGCGCAAUGAGCCUUUUGCCCCAGCUGUUUGGAGCGCAGCUGGGCAAGCAAGCGCGCAUCCACUUGGCUGUCAAAGCCAAUCACUCGGCCCCUCCUUGCAUCCUCUACCUCAGCCACCAGGUGGCGUGCUUGGACCCCCGCCAUUUGGACUUUGUUUGCCUGGCCCGCACGUACAGGCACACUUCCCACCUGCGGUCUUGCCACCUUGGAACCUGCAAGAGACAAUGACAAUGCAUCAGUACCCUUCGCAGUCCACAAUGCCUUGGCAGAAGUUGCCUCUCUGA